AUGUGGGCGCCGCCCGCCUGGGCAGGGGCUUGUGCGGACACUGCCACCGCGGCCCGCUGGCGCUGUGUGUGGUUGGUGCUGGCAGUGCUGGUGGCAGCACUCGGGCUGUUGACUGCUGGAGUAUCAGCUUUGGAGGUAAUCACCCCAAAAGAAAUAUAUGUGGUCUAUGGGACACAAGGGGUGCUGUCCUGCAAAUUCAAGUCUAAUAUCACCACAGGCCAGGAGACCACAGUCUCCUGGAGCUUCCAGCCAAUUGAGUCCAACACCACCGUGUCCUUUUUCCACUUCGUGGAUGGUCACUUCGUGAUUGUCGGGAAUGACCCGCUAUUCACGGACAGGGUCACCUGGGCUGGAGACCUCCUCAACAAAGACGCAUCCAUCAAAAUACAAAAUAUGCAGUAUGACCAUAGCGGUUACUUCAUCUGUGAUAUCAAAAACCCUCCCGACAUUGUCUCCAAACCGGGAUACAUUCUCCUCUAUGUUGUAGAUAAAGAGGUGCCUGCGCCGCCCACGACUCCGCGGACCCAGCCUCCUCCGCCCGGGACUCCACUGACCCGGAGGCCGCCCUUGGAUCUGAUUUCACAGGUGAUGGGUAUAGCGGCCUCUGUGAUUCUGGGUCUCCUCCUCUUCGCUAUCUUCAUAACCCUGGUUCUGGUACAUAAAGAAACGCUCCCAUCCGGAUAA
This is a messenger RNA of Pipistrellus nathusii (Nathusius's pipistrelle), 684 nucleotides long. NCBI's taxonomy places the organism in Eukaryota, Metazoa, Chordata, Mammalia, Chiroptera, Vespertilionidae. The record is from the annotation of a GenBank genome assembly.